Messenger RNA from Centruroides sculpturatus (bark scorpion), 390 nucleotides. Its product is annotated as neuropeptide Y receptor type 5-like. The record is from RefSeq and is a predicted model, not a curated record. The transcript has a single exon. Lineage: Eukaryota; Metazoa; Arthropoda; Arachnida; Scorpiones; Buthidae. Gene Ontology annotation, molecular function: G protein-coupled receptor activity. Gene Ontology annotation, biological process: G protein-coupled receptor signaling pathway. Gene Ontology annotation, cellular component: membrane. Bases 1 to 390 code for a protein of 129 amino acids.
AUGGAAUAUGAUUCGAUUUCGUCAAACGAUACCGAUAUUAUGUAUAUGGAAUAUAAUAUAACAUCACUCGAUGCAUUGGGUCCAGAAAUGCAAGCAUUUCUAAUCAGUUUAUAUUCUUUAACUGCUAUAAUGGCAUUUGCUGGGAAUAUAACAGUUGUUAUAGUACUUUUAACUGGUAAAAGAUCAUCGAGAGAAUUAAGAAUCUUCUUGAUUAAUCUUGCUUUAUCCGAUAUAACUAUGGCCAUAUUUUCUAUCCCAUUUACUUACACAGAUUUUAUGUUUGGUCGUUGGAUAUUUGAUCCGAAUUUCUGCCCUUUCGUACAAUUUAUGCAGCAUUGUUCCGUUAUAGUCAGUGUGUAUACGUUAGCUGUUAUCGGUGUCGAUAGGUAA